UUUUCAGCUUACAACAAUUAAAACCUUUAAAUUUAAUACUAGUUUAAGGUUAAACAGGAAAAGCUUUUUGUGGAAUUGUAUUUUUUGUUAAAUACCCGAGCACAAAUGUUUAAAUGUGAUUUUCAACAUUCGUUUCUCAAUCCGUUAUGGACGAUAACAAGAACAAAAAUCAUUAGUUAAGCAAAUGUCAAAGCGUGCGGUUGGAUCAAGAGGAAUUAACUUGACUUGAAAAUUUAAAAUUUUUGCAAAACUUAAAACUUAAGUGAUUUUUUUUAAGAUAUAAAUUAACUGUGAUAAACAAUAAGUGUUCUCAAAUACUUUUUAUUAAAAAAAAUAAUACAAUAAAUAACUAAAUAAAGAAAAUGUCUUGUAAUAAUUAUGAUGUUUUCAACACAAUUUCUUUGGACAAUUUCCUCUUCAAAUCCCACGAAGAUGUUUUCCAUUCAUCACCCAAUCAGUCGACACAAAAUCUUCGACAUUCACUCAUCUUUGGCAUGAAUCUUUUCAAUCAUAUUAUCAUAGUGGUGCUAACUCUUGCAAUGGCUUAUAAAUGUUGGUUAUUGGAAUUUAAAAAGACCGCUCUGCAUGCUCAUCUGUGUACAAUGGGAUUUGUUCUUUUAAUGGCCGAGGGUAUGAUGGUGCGUUAUCCGGGCAAUUUAUUGCUUAAUCAAUACAUGUCUUCCUCCACUAAAAACCUAAUACAUGGUCUAUUGCAAUUUGUGGGUGGUUCUUUGGGCAUUGGUGGAACAUUACAAAAAUACUGGGGCAAAGAGACACAUUUUAAAUCAAUUCAUGCCAAAUUGGGUCUGGCAGCUUGCAUAUUGUGCGCUAUUAAUUUUGUGAGCGGCCUUGUUAGUCUCUUCUAUCCUGCCUCCUUGGGUAGUAUACGUUUAAUGCAUGGCUUUUUGGGUUUGGCCACUUUUAUUAUCGGCAUGUUGUGUCAAUUUUAUGGCUAUGAGACUGGUUUCUUUAAUCGCAAUUUUUCGCUUAAGGAAAAACAUUUAUAUAAAUUUUUUACAAUUGUGAUUUUAGCUUUAAGUGUAAUUGGACCAUUGAAAUUAUUUCUAUUUAAGUUAAGCAAAUUAAUGUUUAAUGAAUCUCUGUGAAAUUAUUAGAAUAUAUUUUAUUGUUUUUUAAGGAUAUUGUU
This is a messenger RNA of Lucilia sericata (common green bottle fly), 1147 nucleotides long. RefSeq lists its product as uncharacterized. The record is from RefSeq and is a predicted model, not a curated record. The coding region runs from base 363 to 1106 and encodes 247 amino acids. NCBI's taxonomy places the organism in Eukaryota, Metazoa, Arthropoda, Insecta, Diptera, Calliphoridae. The transcript is spliced from 4 exons. Gene Ontology annotation, molecular function: transmembrane monodehydroascorbate reductase activity.